This is a messenger RNA of Trichoderma reesei QM6a, 1521 nucleotides long. RefSeq lists its product as uncharacterized. Bases 1 to 1521 code for a protein of 506 amino acids. The record is from RefSeq and is a predicted model, not a curated record. Gene Ontology annotation, cellular component: Rpd3L complex; cytosol. NCBI's taxonomy places the organism in Eukaryota, Fungi, Ascomycota, Sordariomycetes, Hypocreales, Hypocreaceae. Gene Ontology annotation, biological process: negative regulation of rDNA heterochromatin formation; negative regulation of silent mating-type cassette heterochromatin formation. The transcript has 5 exons.
AUGGAAGCUUUCACGUCCUCGCGCACGAGGAAAUGCGACGUCAGGGAAGAGACGGACUUCCGUCUGCCCAGCAGCAUCGACAUAACUAGAGACAUUAAGGACGUACCUUUUCCCGAGCCUCGCAGCCAACGCCGGAUCACGCUAACCCCCGUCGCUUCGAUAGAGUCCGACUCUGAUUCUGAGAUUGAGAGCUACACUAACCGCGGCAACAAGCUGAAGAAGAGGGCGCGCUUCGCACACAAGGGGCAAUUGCUGCCCACGACGUCGCCGGUCGCCUACAAGGAGACUGUUGAGUACGCCGGUGUGCGGAGGUCCAUCAUCCACCGCAACCCCCCCUUGGUCGACGAAGACGGCUACGAAUUCGACAGCGACGACGAUGAGGCCCGCAUCGAGGAGGCCAUGCUGUCGGCUGCAGAAUUGGACCCAUAUGCCAACAUCCGCCUAGAACACAUCCUCGCGCCUCUCACCGCGUCCACCGACCUACCGACCCAUCCCGUUCUCUCCAAGCCGUUCACCUCCCAUACACUCACAGAGCUGGUCAAGCAGAGCUCUGGCAUAAUGCAAAAGGAGAACCGGUCACUGUGGAAGGUUCGGCAUUUGUGGACAUCUCUAUGUGGCGACGCAACUUGGGUGCCAUGCUCGACCAUGGUCGGCGCCAACGAUAUCGAGUUUUAUAAGAAAGAUAACACUGCCCGUCAGCCUCAGGAUAGUUCCAAGACAGGCGACAGGGCGCCUUCACCUACCAACGUGAAUGGCAGCUCGAGCACCGACGCGCCCGGUGCCCAUCCUCCGAGGCCAGACGAACCAAAAGCCUCCGACGACGACGUGCCCAUGCGUGAUGCCGAAUCACCUGGCAAGACAAAAACACCUCCCCAGCAGGAUGAGCCUAUGGAAACAGACACCAAACAAGCUUCCGGAAAACCGCCCAACGAAACCACUGCCGCGAACAAUGCCCCGAAGGACGAUGCCGGCAAUGGUAUACCAAACGGCGACACGGGCAGACAUACAAACGGGGGACAGCCUACAAACGAAACUGCAAGCCAGAGUCGUAACAAGGCAAGCCGGCCGUCCAGCGAAGACGUCCAAAUGCAGGACGGCGCUGAAGAAACAAACAAGGCGUCCCAUCAGAACCUGGAAGAUAAGCAGGCCGCAGAGGCGUCAUAUAUCCACCCAAUGUUCCUGCCGCCGCCCAAUGCCAAGCUAGACCGAAACCUCGGGCUCCCGGACAAUGAAGCCGAAGACAUCAGGCGGCUCCUGGCCUUGUACGUGCAAAAGCAAGAAGAGGUCUGCCGAGGAGCUGCAAGAUUGCACCUGGGCCUGCUGAAAGCGGAAAGGUUACGCAAGGACGUGCUGCACUGGUCAAAGGCAGAGGCGCACUGCGGGCCGAACCGGGACAUGUCAGACGGCGAAGACUGGUACGACAAGGAGGAAUGGGGCCUGACGGAGGACCUCAAGAAGGGCCAAGACGAGGAAGAGGAAGACACGACAACCCAAGGCAAGAAGACGAGGAACAGGCGGUAA